Penicillium longicatenatum is the source of this 1146-nucleotide messenger RNA. RefSeq lists its product as uncharacterized. The record is from RefSeq and is a predicted model, not a curated record. Lineage: Eukaryota; Fungi; Ascomycota; Eurotiomycetes; Eurotiales; Aspergillaceae. The transcript is spliced from 2 exons. Bases 1 to 1146 code for a protein of 381 amino acids.
AUGGCCGCGGGAGGAGCAUCUUUGGUGUUUGCUACAAGCAGUGUGGUCUUCGGGGCGGUGACAUACUUGAUUGAUGCUGCAAAGGGAGUCAGCAGCUCAUACGAUGCAAUUGAGGAGCUUAUGAAAAGUCUCAAGAUCAGCAUUCAGGAGGAGAUUUCAAAAGACCUUGGUGAAGAGCUCAGCGACAUCAUUCUCACGAUCAUGGAAGUAUUUGCCUUGUCCACACGAGAAAUGCAUCGGGGCCGCCUGCGCAACUUUGGCCGCAAUAUUCUUCUCGGGAACGACGAUGCGAUCACCGGAGCCGUUGCCAAACUCGAUAAGUUAACUCAAGUCGAAACAGGUCUCGUCCAAGCUGAGACACUGACCCUGACCAAGAGGACUGGUCGUACUAUGAAUAAUGUGGCAAGCACCGUGAAUACCACACAUGCCGCUGUGCAGGAGACUGGAUCAGCUAUCAACCAGAUGUCAACUCAAAUGACCGAGGUACAUGAGAAACUUGACAAUCUGCUCGUAUCAGCCAACGAGGCCCAGCAGUCUCAACUGGAGAUAGUUCGCCAUAUCUUGAGGCCCUCGCAACCGGACUCGGCGCAAACGUGGUAUGACAGAAUAAGCAAGACGCAUGUCCCAGGAACAGGAGACUGGGUCCUCAAGGAGAAUAUCUUCAAUUCUUGGGUCGAACAGGGUACCCCUAUUAUAUUCGUAUCGGGGAUUCCCGGGGCCGGCAAAUCCUACCUCACGGCGAGCAUGAUUGCAUUCCUAAAAGAUCAAUUUGCACCACAUAAUGAUACCCAAGUCUCUACUGCAUACUUAUUUUUCAAGGAUGAUAAUCCAGAUACACGCUCUGUGCACCAAGCACUCCGAGACUUGGCUUAUCAAAUUUGCAUCACCAAUGCCACCUAUCAGAAACACGUUAAAAAUGUUCAAGAUUACAUGGAUAUCAGCUCUAUAGAAACAGCAUGGAGGAGGCUUUUUGUGGAUUUCUUUUUGAGAGAUCCCAAUCUUCUUAAUAAGGUGUACAUUAUUAUGGACGGCGUGGACGAAGCCGAUGACGAAGAGCGACGACUCCUCUUUAGUCUGGCCAAAGAUGUUCAAGAAACUCCGGGUCAGCUAAUUUCCAUUUGGCUCUCACUGGACGACCACACUUGA